CGAGAGCGGAAGUGGCGUGACGUCAACCGGAUGUGCGCUCGGUCAUUUGGCAGACGGGAGCGUGUUGGUUUGAUGGCAGUUUCCGUCGUCAGCGUUAAGUGAAAUUAAUUAAAGCGCCAACAAUUAUACAAGUUCGUAAUUGGUGACCGCCGCUAGACGCUAGACGCGACCCCGCACGUGCACUCGCCAUGGCCGAGACGACGGACAUCGCGGAGUGGUUCCGCGGCAUCCCCGUGGUGACGCGCUACUGGUUCGCGGGCUCCGUGCUCUUUCCACUGCUGGGCAGGUUCGGGCUGCUCGACCCGGCCACCCUGGUGCUGGACGCGACGCGCCUGUUCAGCCGCUUCCAGAUCUGGAGGCCCAUCACGGCAACACUCUUCUUCCCACUGACACCGCAGACGGGAUUCCACUUUCUCAUUCACCUCUACUUCCUGUACUCCUAUUCCACACGCCUCGAGACUGGUGUUUUUGAUGGACGGCCAGCAGACUACCUGUUUCUGGUUCUCUUCAACUGGAUUUGUAUCACUAUUGUUGGGAUUAUCGUCGACAUGCCACUGCUGAUGAUCCCGCUCAUCAUCUCGGUGCUGUACGUGUGGGCCCAACUUAAUCGUGACCAGAUCGUCACCUUUUGGUUUGGCACCACCUUUAAAGCCUGCUACCUUCCCUGGGUCAUCAUGGGCUUCAACUUCAUCCUGCGUGGAUCGGUGAUGAAUGAGCUAAUCGGGAUCUUCGUGGGACACCUCUACUUCUUCCUCAUGUUCAAGUACCCUCAAGACUUUGGUGGGCAUACGCUCAUCUCCACCCCAUCCAUCCUGUACCGGCUCUUACCGAGUCGCCGUGGCGGCAUUGCCGGCUUUGGCGUUCCUCCGCCCAGCAGGAGACCACCAGACGACCAGGAUGCCCCCCCGCAGGGAGGCUGGGGAGCAUUUGGCCGUCACCGAUGGGGGGAUGGCCAGAGGCUGGGUGGGAACUAAAGGCUGGUACUGCUGCGUAGAUGUUCGCAGUUGUGCUGUGUACAGCUCUUCGAUGUGUAUUCGGGUUGUUCCACGGUAUUGUUCAGCGUGAUGUUUGGACGUCACGAUAAUUGGGUUACAAUCCGAAAACGCAUCUGAGAGCCCAGGGCUGUUGUCGGCGACCGAGUGUACCCGUGUGCGCGCGUGUGCCUCCUCGGGCGUUUGCAUGGCUGCAUGAGCGUCUGGCCCCGGCUUGCACAGACAACAGCGACGCAAAAGAGAACUGGUCCAUCCGGAGCACGUGACUUUAGCUGUCGCACUCGUGAACCUGCUCAGUUGUGCCACCUGUCAUCACGGGAUGGAAACUGUUGGGCCUUGUGCAAACAUGGGCUCUGUGCAUAUGCCUGCAUCUAUGCGCGUGCAUCUAUGCGCGUGCAUCUGUGCGCGUGCAUCUGUGCGCGUGCAUCUGUGCGCGUGCAUCUGUGCGCGUGCAUGAGUGCGCGUGCAUGAGUGCGCGUGCAUGAGUGCGCGUGCAUGAGUGCGCGUGCAUGAGUGCGCGUAUGGUAAUUUGGCGAGCCUCUCAUUCAUGGCAUAAGAGACACAAUUUUUCUUUGUUUUUAUUAUUGUACAUUAAUGCAACGUUCGUGAAAAAAAGUGAUCCCAGUGUAAAAAGUAAAACGAUAUUUAAGUCUUACUUCCUGGAUUUAUUUUAAAUAAUGCUCAUAAAAAGCUGUGCAGUGACACAUUGAUACAAGAAACAUAAACAAGGAACAACAUACGGGCUUAUUUCUAUUGCUUUGAAAUCGUCAAUAAACACAUUGAGCUAAAAGCCUCCUUUUAAUUGUGUAGUGCGUACGUGCAGCUUAGAUUGGCAAGUUAUUUCGGUUUGAUCGUUGGGUUUAAAAUACAAUGCUUAGAAAGUUUUGUGAUUUAACGGUGAAAAUAUCUGUGAAAUGUCCAGUAGGUGUUUCAAAAUAACUGAGAAGCAAUUUGGUUGUUCCCUCUGUUAAGGUUGACUUUUCGCUGACAAUAUCUCCUUUAGUGGCUUAUCACAGUACUUACGUGCUGUUUGGAUGGGUUAUAAAAAACAAAUAAUGCUUUCAUAGGCACCAAAAUCAUUUGCAAGAACACAAGAAAGUAAAAUAUUUUUGGAAAUUCACGUGGCUUUUAUUUUCACUGCUGUUCAAUGCUUUCAUAGUCAUGCAUGUUAUUACCGUUUCUUUUGACAAGCAUAAACUUGUGAAGGAUGAAAACAUGAAAUUUAAAUUAAUCGUAUUAAGCUAGGUCAACCACAAGGGUCUGUUAAUUUAUUUAUUUUAAGAUUACAGAUUACUGUACAUCAUAGCCUUUGGCCAAUCUAGGUUCCCCUGGCACAUAGGUUAGGAUAGGAUUUGUGGCAUGAAUUCAUGUCAUAUCCACGUGUACCUUAAUUGUUACAGCAUUUCUGGUGGUUGGUGCUUGUGUGCACUUUGCCAUGCUUUCACCAGGUCCUUGUCCGUUGGAUGUCACUGAUAAUUGAAUGUUGCGACUAUCCUGGUAAAUUAAUUAACAUUAGCUCAUGCAUCUCAUAACCAUGAUUCCAUGAUAAAAAAAAGUAACAUUUCGGGUUCAAUCCGUAACACAGGGUGUUGAAAGACUUCUGUUUUUAAAUGGAACAUUCUCACGACUUGACUGCACAAUUGGAAUAUAAUUUGGAGAAAGAUUUGCAACAUGCUCUAGAAAACAUUCAUAACUGACCCUAUCACCUUCAUCGUUAACACUGAGUUAUGGCAGCCUGCCAUAUAUUUUUUACACGUUACAGCAGUGUUAAUGAUGUGCGUCCAUCCGUCCAUACUUCACAUGUUUUUUUUAUAACUUGUGAAAAAUGCACAGGUAAUCCGAAUCCUUUGAUACAAGCCACACAUGCCAAAUACUAUUUCUCAGUAUGGUUUUAGUUUUUGGCCAAAGUCCACAUCAAAAUCCUUUAAAAAAAAUUCGUUAUUGUACAAAAAAAGUUAUUCUCAUGUACCAUGUGCAAAAUACUACGUGCAUUAGAACGCGUAUGCAUUAGGUGUGUAACAGUGCGUCAAUUCGUCUAUUAAAAUUGAUUCUUGGUUUCCUGAUACACGCA
Molecule: messenger RNA, 3063 nt
Organism: Petromyzon marinus (sea lamprey)
Lineage: Eukaryota; Metazoa; Chordata; Hyperoartia; Petromyzontiformes; Petromyzontidae
Gene: DERL1
Product: derlin 1
Source: RefSeq, a predicted model, not a curated record